UCUGAGUUGCUUGGUAAACAAAGCAGGAAAAUUUGAUGACCUUGUUGAUGAAAGUGUUCAGUGUAUUUAAUGAAUCGACAAGAUACUCCCUGCCUUUUUGAUAAGAGAAGUGCUGAACCAAGAUGAACGGACAAACUCCUGAAGGAAACGGAUACAGCAUGUCUGAAUCUUCCAAUAAUGGCAACCGUGAACAACCAACUCGUGUUUGGUGUGAUGGAUGCUAUGACAUGGUUCAUUUUGGACAUGCAAACCAGUUGAGACAAGUAAGUAAACAAGCUAAAGCUAUGGGAGAUUAUUUAAUUGUUGGUAUUCACACUGAUGAGGAAAUAACUAGACAUAAAGGUCCUCCUGUUUUCACUGAACAAGAAAGAUAUAAGAUGGUUCGAGCUGUGAAAUGGGUAGAUGAAGUUGUGGAAGGUGCACCAUAUAUAACUACAAUCGAAACAUUGGACAAAUAUAACUGUGACUUUUGUGUCCAUGCAGAUGAUAUUACUCUGGAUGCUGAUGGAAAAGAUACUUAUCGCUAUGUUAAAGCAGCAGGAAGAUAUAAAGAAUGCAAAAGAACUGCUGGUGUAUCUACAACGGAUCUGGUUGGCAGAAUGCUUUUAUUGACAAAACAACAUCAUAAUCGGGGAGAAAGAGAAUAUGGUAUUGAUACAGAGCAUGCCAAAACUAUUAGCAAGGAUCCUAGUACUCAUAGUCCUUGGACUGGAAUUUCUCAAUUCCUUCCAACUACUCAAAAAAUAAUUCAAUUCUCUGAAGGAAAGGAACCUAAGCCGGGGGAUCGCAUUGUUUAUGUUGCUGGUGCAUUUGAUCUAUUCCAUGUAGGUCAUGUGGACUUUUUAGAAAAAGCUAAAGCAGAAGGAGAUUAUCUUAUCGUAGGAUUGCAUACUGAUCCUGUCGUGAACAGAUACAAAGGCAGCAAUUAUCCAAUCAUGAAUUUACAUGAAAGAGUUUUGAGUGUUCUUGCUUGCAAAUAUGUGAAUGAAGUUGUCAUUGGAGCACCUUAUGCAGUCACUGCUGACCUUAUGGAACAUUUCAAGGUCGAUAUUGUUUGUCAUGGUCAAACCUUUAUCAUGUCUGAUAUUAAUGGGGCUGAUCCUUAUGAAGAGCCUAAGAAACAAAACAAGUUUAAGCAACUUGACAGUGGGAAUGAUGUCACUACCCAGAAAAUUGUUGAGAGAAUAAUUCAGCAAAGAUUGGAAUAUGAAAAGAGAAAUCGAAUGAAAGAACAGAAGGAAGUAGCACUUCUGAAUGCAAUGAAAAAUAUGUAAUUAUUUCAAGAGUUUCUUUAACAGCAAACAAUCAUUGAUUAUCUGAGCAGUAAUUUAAUAUAUCUUUGCAUUUGAUGUAUUUAACCUUGAGGUAUAUUCUGGAACUUUUUUUUAAUGAACUGGUAAUUUUUUUUAAUAUCUCACCAAGUAUAAAUCAAAAAAUUAUGUUAUAAAUUGUUAUGUUGUUACUGCUAAUGUCAAAUUUGCAUUUUACACAUUAAUGAUUUUUUUCUUCAACUGUAUUAGUUUCCAUGAAACCAAAAUUGUUUUAUUAAUCUAGCAAGAGCCUUAAAUUAUUGUUCACAAUUAUUUCAAGAUUGUAUAAUUUUAAUUAUUAUAUCCUUUUAGGAUUUGCUGAUCUGUACUGUUUUAAUCAAUUAUGCAAUAUCUUGUUAAUCAAAAACUUUACAGUAUUUGAAAAUCUAUAAUCACAUGAGUUUCUGAAUGACACCUUUCAAUUCCUCCUUGAGAAAUGUUUGAUUACUCUUUAAAUAUUUAAUAUUGCUCAUAUUAUCCUAGUCAAAGCUUUUAAUUAAACAUAUGUGUAAAUAUAUAUAUAUACUUAAUUCACUGUACUUAAAUGUAACAUACAAUCAGAUACUUUACUUUGAAUGCAAAUCUACAUGGAUUCAUUAGGUACAAUAAGUACUUGACAUCUUUUUUGCAUUUAAUUUUUUUUGCAUAUGCACUCAUUUUAUACACACAUAGUUUUAUUUUACCAAACUGGAGAUUCAUAUUACUAGCUUUAAAAUAAUUGUUUGUAUCAAUUAUUAUUUUUAGAACUAGAUUUUUUUUUUAUUAUUGUAUAAAUGUAUUAAUAUGAAAUUUACCAAAGGAAAUCAUAGUAGAAUAAUUUCUUAUGAUGUAGUAAUGAAUUUUUAUAACACUGAAUGCAUAAUGAAAUUUUUGUUAGAAAAUAUUUUAUUCGUGCAAAUAUAAAGCUACUAUUUGGUAUUUUUAUAAUAAAAAGAUUUUUAGCAUAACAUGUGAUAUUAGCUUUUGCUAGUUGGAAAUGCAUCAUCAUUUUUAUUUAUAUCAAAAUACUCUAAGAUGUUUGGUGCAAAUACAAAGUUGAGCAUAGUUUUCUUCAAAAGCAAAAGGCAUUUAAAAAAUUAGUUUUAAUGCCCACAGGAAAAAGCAACUCUUAGGUUAUUUUCCUUUAUAAAAUGUAAAAUUUGUGCCAGCUUAUAUUAUUUAUUCUAAUAAUCUGGUUUAUAUAAAUCUAUUAUUUUAUUUAUAAUAUCUUCUAAUAAAGUGAAAUUUACAACUUUUAAUUAUUUAUUUAUAUCAUUAUCAAUUUAUGCAUUUGUUUAAAAAGCAAAUUUUAAGACAUUUCAGUGUAUAUAGCUUAUUUAAUAUGAUAUGAAAAAAGAAAACUCAUAUUUGUUACUUACUUUUUAUAGUUUAUAUAUUUCGGCUGUUCAGUUAGUUUUAUAUUGAGCAUGAAAUAAAAAUCGUCUUUAUUUUAAAACAUAAUUUUUUUUAUACUUCAAUAUGUUCUAGUCACUAACAUUACUUUGUUAAAUAUAUCAACACAUUGUUUUGUCUAUUUUAUAAUGCAUAUAUUGAUGAAAAGUUUUUUGCUUUAAAACUCAUCUAUGCUUACUUAAACAUAAAAUUUUAGAACAAAUAAUUACUUCAAAGUAUUUACAGAACAUAAAGUAAUCUGCUUAGAAUUUCUGUCUUUGUCUAAAAGAAAUUAUCCUGUUUUUAAAUUUAUAUUCAUGCAAUUUUUAGUUGAUAUUUCAUAAAAAUCCACAGCUGUUUUGACUAGAAUAACUAAUCAAUUUUUUGUUGUUUGAAAGAUUUUAUUAAUUUUAUUUACUAAAAAAUAAAUUUAUAAAAUUUCA
Argiope bruennichi is the source of this 3124-nucleotide messenger RNA. RefSeq names its product ethanolamine-phosphate cytidylyltransferase-like (gene Pect). Gene Ontology annotation, molecular function: ethanolamine-phosphate cytidylyltransferase activity. The transcript is spliced from 16 exons. Gene Ontology annotation, cellular component: cytoplasm. Bases 123 to 1274 code for a protein of 383 amino acids. Gene Ontology annotation, biological process: phosphatidylethanolamine biosynthetic process. NCBI's taxonomy places the organism in Eukaryota, Metazoa, Arthropoda, Arachnida, Araneae, Araneidae. The record is from RefSeq and is a predicted model, not a curated record.